Messenger RNA from Thrips palmi, 2242 nucleotides. RefSeq lists its product as uncharacterized. The record is from RefSeq and is a predicted model, not a curated record. The transcript is spliced from 3 exons. NCBI's taxonomy places the organism in Eukaryota, Metazoa, Arthropoda, Insecta, Thysanoptera, Thripidae. The coding region runs from base 145 to 978 and encodes 277 amino acids.
GGGACCGGCAUUGAGAAGGCACACAAGCUCUCAGUCUCCGAAGGUGACAAGACGCGUUCCUGCUCAGUGCGAUCCGUGAAAAAGCGUGUGUGGACCCCCAAAGGAUACCCAGCAGCGCCGCAGUCGCCGCUACCCGCCAUCACCAUGACCGGCAACACCUUCAAGCUCCUCGGAGCCUUCGCGUUGUGUUUAGUGGUGGCCUCCGCCGCGUCCGUCAACGUGGACGCCAACUCGAUACAAGACAGUGAAGGAUACGGUUUCGAGGAGUGCCUCCGCAAGGACUCCAUCUCGUGUGUGCAGCACCAGGUGUACCGCCACCUCAGAUCCUUCUUCGACCAGAAGUCCGUGGAGCUGCCCGGCGGCUUCGCCCUCGUCAAGGAGGGCGAGCCUUCCCGCGACGGCCGCUCCGCCGAGGAGGUCCUGCCCGAGGGCGCCGUCGAAGACCGCGAAGAGGCUCUCGAGACCUUCGCCGUCCAGAAGGCCACCGAGUUCUUCUCCGAGAGGAGCCUGCGAUGGAACGUCCAGCCCCUCGUCAGCGACGUGAGCGCCGGCGCCCGCGCGCUCAUGGACUACGUGCCCACCGAGCUCAAGGCCAAGGUCACCAGCUUCAUGACUGAGGGUCGUGGCAAGAAGAAGAAGAUCAUCCGUGCCCUGAUCCCCGUCCUGCUCGCCGCCAAGAUGAAGAUCGUCGGUUUCCUGGGUCUGGCCUACGUCAUCAUCGCCCUGAUCGCCAAGAAGGCCAUCCUCGCCUCCCUCGUGUCCCUCGCCAUCUCCGGCUUCAUCGCCCUGAGGAAGCUCCUGGGCAACCAGUCCCACGGCCACGAGGUGAAGGAGGUCCACGCCGAGUACGCUCCCCACGGCUGGUCCGGCGGCUACUCCUCCGGCGGCUGGGACGGCGGCGACGCCCACGGCUCCUACUCCUCCCCCGUCGCCCACGCGCUGGCGUACAACGGCCAGAAGCCCAUCUCACGGCGGUGAGGCACAGGCCCACCCUAUCCACCCAACCAGCGCUGCCAUGUUGCUCGAGAGGUGAUACAUCGCGGACAGUCCUGGACGCGCUAUUGAAGAACCUCCCGAGCGUACAAGCAUUAAUUUAUUUGUAAAUAAUUUAUUAUUUUUCCAUGUUGUAUUGUUUGUUUUCCUUUCAGAAACCGACACGUAAAUGUUAACGAAACCGUAACAACGACAAACGGAACUUUUACACUGCUCUUUGAAAGUCGAAGAUGAUACUCCUAAAACUAUACGUUACAACCUCUAGUCCUAUAUUUGAGCACAGGCUUACAAUGAACCAAGACUUAAGUCUAGGAUCAGACGACAGACCAAAGACUUAGGCUACUGACUCAAGACAAUUGACUCUGGACGGCUUGACUGAGAACUUUCCCAUCCUUGACUUUUAACGUUAGACGAUGAAUGAAGUAUUAGAAUCCUAGCAACAUAUCUCAGGUACCUUUUUAACGAGUGCUCCCGCCUAGAUGGGUGGCGCCACCUUUCCUCAUCUUUUUGCUAUUCCUGUCUGACUGACCGGCGAAGACUUCUUUCCUUUCAGUGUUUCUCUAAUUGUUGUUAAGUGACUCCCUUGUUCGCUCUCAUGCAUCUUCUCUGCUCUGUGAUAUUACUUUUUCUUCUCGGUUGGAGCCAUGAGCUACCAUCAGUGUUACAUAGCGUCAGAGGAACACGCACACCAGAUGGAUUCUUUCAUUACCAUGCAUCUUUUUAAUGAAACCUGUGUAAUGAAUCUCCUUGUUAUGCCCAAGAAAUAACAGAACUUUACUAACGGAGCAUUGAGCGUCCCACUUAACACGUCUAGUCCUUUGUAUUUUGCUCAAAACGAUGAUUGACUUCUUCAUGACAGACCUCUUUAAUUGAAGGACGAUAUUUCUUUAUCUAACAGCUCAUGCUUUGACUUAAAACGUUUACUUUUGUACAUAGCUGAAAUUUCCUGCUUACUGUUAACUUUGUGACACACUCUACUACCCACACUGACUGACUUAAAAAUCUACCCUUCAUCCUCCUUAUUUAUUGAAUUAAUUUAUUUUGCAUUUUUAUACUUCUCCGUCCUACUGCUGCCCCUGUUCAUUUCAAAGGUAGAAGAAUGUCUUCCUUCAUUCGCUAACUGUUCCACCUGGUUCUGUUGUGUUUCUUAUUUAUAAUUUUGGAGAUCUUCCACUGUGUGUCUGAUGAAACGGAGAGAACAAUCAUGUGUUCCCUGUCUUGUUCGAAAAUAAAGAAAAAUUUGCUGCGA